GGGGAUUGUCAACACGCUGGAAAUAAAAUCUAAUCUUAACUUUGCUAUAAUUUUAAUUUCCGCCAGGUGAUUUUUGCCACUUAUAUCAGCCGAGGAUGUCUAGAAAAGCACUUCAUCUUGUUGUGGAUCUCGAAAUACAAGCGGUGACUUGUCCGGGGGUUUGGCUUUGUCCAAAUGGCAAUGUGCAAUUGCUAUUCUCGAUGUUGGGUCAGGAGGUUCAAACCAAAAGACUUCCUCCAGUCUUCCCUUUACUUUUCCAUGAGAAGCUCACCUUCCAAAAAACAUUUUCAAAUGCUGGAUGUUUGGCAGAAGUGCAAGAUAGUUUAGGCAGGGAAGAUGUAUAUGCGGUACUGCUUCAGGAAGUCGAAGAUUCAAGUGGUGGAGCAGCUGUACAGCUAGCUCGUUUCCACAGUACUGCUCUCCAAAUUUUAUACCCUUCUCCCUGUGCAAAGGGCUUACUAGCUGGUGUUGAUGUUGAUUUAUUAAUGGAAGCUUCCGCUGACUAUCCAGGUAUUUUGUGUCCCAAAAUUGAACUGUCAACUAAAACUGUUGUUAAAGAAGUCACUAGUUUGGCACAUGAAGGACAUAUCAUAAACCCCAAAACAUUGAGCUCUCAGAGAAUUUGUCUACCAAGGCAAUGCAACAGUGAGAAAGAUAGCAGAGUGAUCCACAGUGACGGGAGGCAUAGAGUUCAUUCAAAUAACCACCUUAAUCCUGGAAGAAAAUUAAAGCACAGCCAAAUUGCAACCACAGGAAUUUGCAGGCCUUGUUCUAGGGCAACACCUUGCCCCAUCCAGAGUAGAGGUAAUUAUUUUAAUUUAAAUGGUCAUCAGAGCAGUCACUCAAUUUGCACCGGGAAGUGCGGUAUUCAGGAUGGACCAAGAAACAUUUCAAAGGAAGUCUGUCAGUGUGAAGCAGGCCACCUUCCCAGCAAAUGCCCACUUUGCACCCAUUACAAAGCUAUUUUUGGCCCAAGUUCGGGAUUUUAUGAUGUAAAGCAAGAGAAUCAAAGACACCACACAGACUUCUGCAGUAGAAAGCUGUCUUUGCCUGAUGCAUUUGAAAGAACAAAAAAAUUAUCAAAUGCUCUCCAUUCACAUGUGGAUCAAAUUUUGGAACCAACCAUGAGCAGUAUGCUGCACUCAAGGAAUCACUUAAGUGCACAUAUUCCCACCACACAAUUUCAGCCAACUUAUGGAAUGGGCACCAAAAAGGAUUCUGAAGAACAACAUUUUGAAUUUUCCAAGGUCCCUACAAAAGUAUCAGAAUCAGAUACGGGCUUUAAAGCCAGCUGCGGGAGUGGUGAUGAAUUUAAUACACAUAGACAGCUGUUUUAUGCAAAUCUAGAGAAAUUCUAUCGUAAAUUGUAUGACCGCGCCCGAACCAGAGCACAGGAAGAAAACAGUACAGAAACUACUGCCAAUUGAAGAAACAACUGCUGUAUGAGACAAGUUACAUUUAUCAAUUAAUUUAUUUCUAUUUCUCAUCGUGACGAAAACUGCUAUGAAUACAGUUAAUAAAAUAUGGGUUAAUGCAAGA
Molecule: messenger RNA, 1539 nt
Organism: Frankliniella occidentalis (western flower thrips)
Lineage: Eukaryota; Metazoa; Arthropoda; Insecta; Thysanoptera; Thripidae
Exons: 11
Coding region: 96-1427 (443 amino acids)
Biological process (GO): spermatogenesis
Molecular function (GO): myosin light chain binding
Source: RefSeq, a predicted model, not a curated record